CCUGUUCUCCGAUGUUGGCGCACAUCGGCCAGAGUCUGUCCAACCAUCUGCCCGAGAUGCUGGAAUUCCAGCGUGGCGUCCGCUUCCUCAAGUGGGGCAUCGUGUCCGGGCUCCGGCAGAUGGACGUCCAGCACGCCUGCCUGUCCCCCGGCAACGGCACCUUGAGCGUUGUGCUGCCUCUCGAAGGCAUGGCUCAGGUCGGGCUUCCUGGCGUCCGCGUGCUCCCGGUCUUCUUCGAGGCCACGGCCAGGGCGUCGGUGAACCUGACCACGCAGGACGGUGAGUCCGCGCCGAGGGUCGCGGGCCUCAGAGUCGACAAACUGUCCGUCACCGACGUCCGCCACGGCAGGUUCCUCACGAACGACGCGAAGUCGCGCGAGUUUACGGAGAAGCUCGUUCGCAACAUCCUCAGCAAGGGCCUGCAGAACCAGCUGUCGACGCAGCUCAUGUACGGAACCACGCGGGCCAUUGCGGACGCCCAACCGACCGACAUCAAGCCGCUGGUGCUCGAGAAGAAAGUGGUCGUGUACCAGUUGCUCGACCGCCUCUCCGCGUCGGACAAACAAAACUGGAACCUUGGACGAGACAGUAUCACCCGUGUCCGCUUCGCUGUAGGACCCUGACAACCUUCCAAAGAAUAUCUUCAUUGACAAGACGGACUUUAAAAAACACUGCAGUGACUAACGAGCGACGGAGGGCAAACGAAGCACUGCGAAUUUUGGACGAACUUUGCGAUGGAAAAGGAACGAGGACAACACUGCUCUGAAGUACGAUAUUUCAAGCCCAUCACUUCGCCUAAAAUGGUAUCUUUGAUUCGCUAAUCAACGGUGAUGACAGUUUUGCUUCGUUUAUAGUCGGCACUGCUUACGGACCCAAGUGUGCAAAUGUCCAAACAGCAGGGAACGUUGUAAUCCCGACUCAGUGAGGGCUACUGACCAAGUGGAUGAAACUAUAAAGCUGUAGCGGCGUGAGGCAUUAAUUGAUAUUUCAUUGAAUGUUUUUUUUAUGGUUGUCUACAUAAGAACUAUAAAACAUGACAAUUACGUGUA
Molecule: messenger RNA, 1049 nt
Organism: Ixodes scapularis (black-legged tick)
Lineage: Eukaryota; Metazoa; Arthropoda; Arachnida; Ixodida; Ixodidae
Exons: 3
Coding region: 12-623 (203 amino acids)
Source: RefSeq, a predicted model, not a curated record